UUUAAAAAGCUCCUCUGCUUGGUCUAGUUAUACGAGUCUAUGCAGGGCCAUAGGAUGUAUGGUUACAGCUGACAUCAUAGACACAAUAAAGAGUUGACGCCGCAUCAACCGCUCCUGCGUACUGGCGCUGAUGAGCCAUGGGGCCGACAUGGUUACAUUUGGGGAAAUCGAAAGUUAAAGCGCUUUCAGUUUCGGGAAGAAAAAACUUCGCACAGGCCUACUGGUCUUACAGUUAAAACAUGGAAUGGACCUGCUAUUUCCGUAUUCAAACCUAGCCAGUCAUAUCAAUGUUUUGCGAGGGAGGAUACGCGAGAGUAUGAACUUUCGUUGCAUUAAUUUGAAGUAAUCCAAAACGAAAUUAAAGAAUGGACACACUGACAGCUGUUGUAAGGGGCGUUAUCAGAACGCGACGCUGAAACAGAUUCACCGAUUGUUAAAUUAUGGAGUCUAAGAAUUACAUUGCCCAACUGAAUGAGUAUACACAGCGCACGCGUUCAGAACUUAAGUAUGAAGACGUAGGUGCAGAGGGUCCGGAUCAUAUUAAAAGGUUCACCGUCAGGGCAGUUGUAGACAAGAACAUAUAUCCCAAUGGGACAGGGAGAAACAAAAAGGAAGCAAAACAGAAUGCUGCAAAAAACGCAUUGGAUGGGCUGGACACUGAGUCGAACGAUACAAACGUUUCACUUAGGGGCUCGCCCUCGCCUCUCGUCCAAGUGAUUAAUGCUGCCAACUUCACAUGCUGGCUCAAUGAAUAUGGACAGAAAAACAGGAUCUCUGUCAAGUACUCUGAAUCCGCAAGGGUGGCGGAAAACAAUCACAUGCAAUGCUGUUGCUGCGUGGUGGUUGGUGAUAAAGAGUGCCCAACGGCGUUUGGGAACACGAAGAAGGAAGCGAAGGAGGAGGCAGCCAAGCUUGUCUAUGAGAUGAUAAACAAUAAUCACACCACAGGGACUGUAGAAGAAAACAGCAAGGCUAACCCAUCACCACAAAACAAGGACUGGAGCCAAGAAACGCGGUCCACAAGUUCUGUGGUUCAAAACCUGAGCAUGGACUCUCCAACAGAACAACCCAACUGUACAGAGACCAACUUCAUAGGAAUCCUGAACCACUACUGUCAGAAAACGAAGCUGGUUCACGAUUACAUAUUAGUGGAAAGACGUGGUCCAUCGCAUGAUCCUCAAUUUGUUUACAAGGUAGUUAUGGGCAGUAAGGAGUAUCCAGAAGGGGUGGGGAAGACAGCCAAAAGCGCCAAGCAGCUGGCUGCUGAGCUGACAUGGCUGGCCCUCCAGGAGCAGCCGGACUGGAACAGCCAGGUGUCCUCAAACGUUUCCGAAGAUGAAGUUUCUCCCUCACAAAGUUCAAGAACGGGGGAGUCAUGUGACACCAGGGAGUCAUGUGACACCACACCCCAAAGCAUGGCGACCAGUGAUACACAAUCAGUAGUGUUUGCAGAAUCAACUAACACCAGCCAGAAAAAAAAUCAUCAAGAUGCAAAGCCUAAGAUAAAACUUGCACCCAAUUUCCAGUUUGCUAACCAUCCAAAUAAUCAACCAGUCUCAAGGUUCUCAACUGACUUUGAUUCCAUUGAACGCAUGGGCAAAGGUGGCUUUGGGCACGUGUACAAGGCCCGUCUAAAGAUAGACAAAAGAUACUAUGCUGUGAAGAUUGUGCGGAGUAAAGCAAAAUCUAUCCGAGAAGUCGAUGCGUUGGCACGCCUCGAGCACUGUAACAUAGUACGUUACUACACAACCUGGAUGGAAGACAUAGAGUACAAAUGUGCCAACACCUCAGACAGUGGCAGCACUUCACAUUCCGGCAGCGAUGCGUCUGCGAAGUUCCUUUACAUCCAGAUGGAACUAUGUGGUAAGACCCUGAAAACUUGGAUAGAUGAAAGAAAUGCAGAACGGGACCUCAAACGAAGGGAGAUGAGUCAGGGCAUCAUCCAGCAGAUCCUUCAUGGAGUCGAGUACAUCCACUCAAAUAAACUCAUCCAUAGAGACCUUAAGCCUUCUAACAUAAUGUUUGCCGGUAAUGAAAAGGUGAAGAUUGGGGAUUUUGGCCUGGCAACCACAGAGAAUGACGACGAUGAUGAAAGCCUUAUUGAGCGAACCAAGCGCACUGGAACCAGGUCUUACAUGGCACCUGAACAGAUCAACACGAGCACCUACGAUAGGAAAGUAGAUAUCUUUGCUUUAGGUUUGAUCUUCUUCGAACUACUUUGGAAACUAUUCACUGUUGCGGAAAAAAACAAAGUCUGGUAUGACGUGAGGAGCAACAUAUUCCCCAAGGGCUUCUCUGUGUUGUACGCCCCUGAGCAAAAGCUGAUGGAGUCAAUGCUGAAGGAACACCCCGAGGACAGGCCAGAGGCCAAACAGCUGGUCACUGAACUUGGAUCUUAUGUUGUCCCGUCAAAAGAUCAAAACAGCCUUAAAGCCAACCAAACUCUUUGAAACACAGGAAGUCAGCAAUAUAAUUGACUUUACAUUUUACAUUUAGUAGACACUCUUAUCCAGAGCAACUUACAGUAAGUACAGGGUCAUUCCCCCGAGGCAAGUAGGGUGAAGUGCCUUGCCCAAGGACACAACAUCAGUUUGCAUGGCCGGGAAUCGAACCAGCGACCUUCUGAUUACUAGCCCGAUUCCCUAACCGCUCAGCCACCUGACUCCUGAUUUUAGCAUCACUUUUUAUCCUUCACGUAGCGUAUGAAUUUGCUCUGGAUCUGUACGGUAUAUAUGACCAUACCACAGCAAUAAGGAUGGAUCAAAUGUUUGAAAAAAUGAUUGAAAUAUUCUGGAAAUAACUUUGAUGUUAGCUUGAACAAAUCUAUAGAUACCACCAAG
Hypomesus transpacificus is the source of this 2840-nucleotide messenger RNA. RefSeq names its product eukaryotic translation initiation factor 2-alpha kinase 2 (gene eif2ak2). Gene Ontology annotation, biological process: protein phosphorylation. The transcript has 18 exons. Lineage: Eukaryota; Metazoa; Chordata; Actinopteri; Osmeriformes; Osmeridae. The record is from RefSeq and is a predicted model, not a curated record. The coding region runs from base 441 to 2450 and encodes 669 amino acids. Gene Ontology annotation, molecular function: protein kinase activity; ATP binding; double-stranded RNA binding.